UUCCUGUCCAACACUACACAAAAUCUUUCAUUGUUCACUGUUUUGCUUGUAUCUCCAGCUGUGGUCUGUGGCCAAGCCCUACUGAAUACUCGUAUCUUGGGAGGAAGCUCAGUGGCGACAGCUGGCGUGUGGCCGUGGAUGGCAAGUCUACAGUGGAAAGGACGUCAUGUGUGUGGUGGGACUCUGGUGGCUGUGGACUCUGUACUGAGCAACGCAAACUGCUUCUCAAGUUCCCCCAUAGCAUCUGAAUGGACUGUGGUCUUGGGCCAUUUGAAACAGAAUGGCACCAACCCCAAUGAGGUGACACUAAAGGUGACUAAUAUCACCCUGAGCAACCUAACUGGGUCUAAUGUAGCAGUGCUGCAUCUGGAAGCUCGGCCCACCUUGACCAACUUCACCCAGCCCAUCUGCCUGGACAACGGCCAAACCUUCGCUGUGGGCUCAACAUGCUGGGCUACUGGCUGGAGCUCUGGACAAGGAGGGGUGGAAGAAGUUCUGCAGGAGAUUCAGACCUCGGUGGUAAAUUGUGACAAUGCAUCAACAACUGACAGUAUUUGUACAACAUCUUUUACACUGGGGCAGGGUGAUUCUGGUGGGCCAUUGAUGUGUAAGCUGGGUGGCUCUUGGUUCCAGGCAGCAGUGUUGACUGCUGACACUAACACCACUGGGCAAACACGAGCAGCUACAAUGAUGACCUUCACCAAACUGAACCAUUUUGAGAGCUUCCUGGUUAAGACACUGGGGACAUUUUUGUCUCCAACUUCCUCAGCUACAACGACCCAAUCCACCAACAUAACCACCAGCAUAGCCACCAAUCUAACCACCACCUUGACCACUCGUGGGGGCGCCCCUGCUCACUUCCCCUUCUUCUUCCAUCUCCUUCUAUUCUUCAUGUGUCUCCACCUCUUUAUGUAGAGACCUCCAACCUCAUUAUUAAUAGUAAUUACAUGAUGUGACAGGCAAAAAUGAAUGUAAAUCACCUUGAUUUUCAGAGAAAAUAUUGGAUUACUUCUGCAUUAAUUAAUCUAUCAGUUGGUGACCACUUGUGAUAUAGACACAGUCAAGAUAAGGUCAAGAUAAGAUAACAUAAAAUUUAUUUGUCUGUACAGGUACAGCAGCAGUGAAAUGAUAUUGCAACAACUACUGACUGUGCAAAUGGAAAAUAAUUAAAAAU
Monopterus albus (swamp eel) is the source of this 1174-nucleotide messenger RNA. Its product is annotated as transmembrane protease serine 6-like. The record is from RefSeq and is a predicted model, not a curated record. The annotation marks the transcript as partial. Gene Ontology annotation, biological process: proteolysis. The transcript has 4 exons. Lineage: Eukaryota; Metazoa; Chordata; Actinopteri; Synbranchiformes; Synbranchidae. Gene Ontology annotation, molecular function: serine-type endopeptidase activity.